This is a messenger RNA of Musca domestica (house fly), 7248 nucleotides long. RefSeq names its product DE-cadherin (gene shg). Lineage: Eukaryota; Metazoa; Arthropoda; Insecta; Diptera; Muscidae. Gene Ontology annotation, biological process: calcium-dependent cell-cell adhesion; cell morphogenesis; multicellular organism development. The record is from RefSeq and is a predicted model, not a curated record. The coding region runs from base 1207 to 6153 and encodes 1648 amino acids. Gene Ontology annotation, cellular component: adherens junction; catenin complex; plasma membrane. Gene Ontology annotation, molecular function: cadherin binding; calcium ion binding. The transcript has 2 exons.
UGUUUGCGUGCUCAGUUAGUUUUGUUUUUGAUUUUGGUGUUGUUGGUUGUCGUUUUCGGACGGAGUUAGCGCGCGCCACCAGUUUCAGUUCGUGUCGACAGAGAGAGCAAGAUCGAGUGAUCGCAUACAUAAAAAACGUUACAAGAAAGAAACUUGUUGCUACUCCAUCAACUAAAACCUGAUACAAGAGAAAAAUAAAAGUAACGAGAAAAUAAAUUAAAUAUUGGAUUAUAAAUUAAACGAAAUAUAAAUAAAUUAAACGAAAUUGUGCCUUUUUAAAAACUAAAUCGAGAAAUACCUGUAGUUUUUAAUCUAUUCAUCUACGGCGCAUUGUUGUUGGUUGCUUUAUUGGUAACCACUACAAAUGCACAAGCCUACUGCCAGCUAUUGUUGAGAGAAAAUAUCUAAACACACACAAACACGCCGCAUAUAACAACAAUUGGCUUGCAUUUACCUAGCUUUUCGGCCAUUGUAAAAACGUUGGCAUAGAUAAGUGUGAGUGAGUGAAGUAAAACCACUAUUUUUACCUGGAUUUACCUGUUUUCUUGGUGGCUUUGUGUCAAUACAGGGUCACCACUACAACGGCAACUGUGAAAGAAACAAAAAAAAAAAUACGUUAACAGCAGCAAUUCAAGUCGAAAUACUCAAGAGCAAGAAACCACCUAACGAAGCAAGAGCAACAUCAAUUGGUUUCAAUUAAAAAAUAUUAACAAAAAUAUUAUUAACAAUAAACAAAUGAUUUCAAUUUAUAAUAAAAAUAAAACAUUGUGAGUGUGAGAGCCAAAGAAGAAGAAGAAGAUAGUUUUUUACUAUUAUCUCCAACUCUCCCGUGUGUAUUACCGUUUAUUUUUUGUACCGGUCGUUUGGUUGCCAUGAAAAUACGAUGACGUUAACAAACGUCAAUUGUUGGUGCACAAAAAAAGUCUGAAUAAAACACGAAACAGCACAAAAUUUUCUACCAUCUUGGAAAAAUAAAUCGGAACAAAGUAAUUUUUUUUUUGAAAAAUCAGAAAAAAUCAGUGAUUAUUUAAUAAAAUAAAAGCUUAAAAUAAUAAAACUCCAAAGGUUUCAUAAAUACUGGGUGACUCAUACGAAUUGAAGCCGUGAUUUGACAAAAUGCGGACAACUUAAAAAAGAGACACAAGAAGAAAGCACAGCAGCUGCAUUUAUCUACACUUCGCCCACGGUGAAAAAUCCAGUUUUUCUAUGGAAAAUUUUCGACACCCAACUUCAAUUCCAUCCAUAAUACAUGUCCUCGAAGAGAAUGGUAAUACAAUAAAUAUGGCUUCGCCUGACCCUACCAACAACACAAACAACAAUCACUUGAACACAAUGGCAGCACGCCUACAGCCACCACCCACAACAGAAGACAAAUCCACAACGACACAGACAAAAUCCUCCGCCUUGGCGUCUUCGUCCCUCCAAACACCGGCAUCAGUAUCCUCCUCCAGAUCUUGUUUGAGGCAUGCAGAUCACAUCCUCCGCAACAAACAACAGCAUCAGCUUCAGCAUAUCUACAGCAGUAGAAGAAGGAAAUACCACCUGCCAUUGCUGCCGCAACAACAAAAUGUUCUAACAACAUGUGUUGUGGCGUUAAUAGCAUUUUGUUUCACCUCUACUUUACCCGCCUAUGUUUUAUGCCACAAACAACAGCAUCACAACAAUCAUCAUUCCUCCUAUGCUGCUGCUUUCGUUUCAAAUCAAACAACCGCCUAUGAUUUAGAAAAUGUUCUCCGCUUGAAACGUGAUUCCGUAUCGGCAUUGUACUCGGGUAGCCUGCCAUCCCAAUCGUCUCGCGGCGUUCAAUACUUUGUACAGCAAACCCACAACAACAAUGUCAAUUCCAAUGAAAACUACACGGACAAUCGUAAGCCAGCAUUUAAAAACUGUGCCGGCUAUAAGCCAUCGGUUAAGGAAGAACAACCGGAAAAUUCAUUUGUGAUUACGGUCAAGGCUGAAGAUCCCGAUCCGGGACAAGAAAUCGUAUAUAAUCUCGUUCAAUCGGCUGCGGAGCGACCAAAAUUUCGUAUAAAUCCCAUAUCGGGCGUUAUUACAACCGAACACACAUUCGAUCGCGAUGAACCGAUUCAUGAAAAAGCUGUCUACGUUACUGUCCAAGCCACCGACAAUGGUCGUCCACCCUUGGAUGAUAUUUGUACAUUCAAAGUUACCAUUGAGGAUAUUAACGAUAAUCCGCCGGUAUUCAAUAAGGCUCGUUAUGAUGAAUCCAUGUCGGAAGACAUACAGCCCAAUGCAGCUGUAAUGCGCAUAUCGGCCAGCGACUUGGACGAUGGCAACAACAGUAUUAUCGAAUAUGAAAUUUUGCAGGAACGCGAUUACAGCUACUUUAAAAUUGACAAGACAGCUGGUAUUAUUUCCCUUUCCCGUCCAAUCGAUCGUAAGCCUGGCAUCACCUACACCAUAACGGUAAGAGCCUAUAAUAUUGUACCAGAUCCUCCACAAGAUGCCCAAAUCGAAGUGCGCAUACGUGUCGUCGAAUCGUCCAAGAAACCGCCAAUGUUCAUUGAGUUGGGCGACGAUGUUAUUUACCUGAAGGAAGAUUUCAACAAUUACUCGGCGCCCAUUGUUACACUGAAAGCCGUCUCCAAUGUGCCAGAUAAGCCGGAAGUUAUAUUCGAAUUAAUUACCGGACGAACGGAGCAAACGAAUAGCAAGAAAACAUUUGUAUUCAAUCAAAUCAAAAACAAUACGGUGACAAUUAGUUUGGGUAAAUCGUUGGAUUAUGAGUCCGUCACGGACUACACUUUGACCAUGAGUGCCCGCAAUAUCUAUGAUUUGGUGGCGGAACAUGUUCUCAAAAUCAGGGUGGAAGAUGUCAAUGAUAAUAUACCGUAUUUUACGGAAGUGAAGGCCGGUACUAUUUUGGAAAAUGAACCGGCCGGUACACCGGUUAUGCAGGUUCGUGCCUUUGACAUGGAUGGCACGGAGGCCAAUAAUAUUGUCUCUUUCGAAUUGGCUGAUAAUACGGAUUUCUUUGCAAUUGAUCCCCAGACGGGUAACAUUACCGCACUGACGUCCUUCGAUCGUGAAGCCAGAGAUUUCUAUAAUGUCAAAGUCAUUGCCAGUGAUAACUCACCCUCCUCGUUGAUAAAGAACGGCGAACCCAAUCGUGGCCACCAGGUGUUUCGCAUUGAAAUUGCCGACAAGAAUGACCACGAACCGCAUUUUGAAAUGCGUGAAUAUGUGGCCGACAAACUGCCCGAAGAUGCCAACAUUAAUUUCAUUGUCAUUGAGGUGACGGCCGAGGAUGAAGAUAAUGCCUCGCAAAUCAAAUACACCAUUGAAAGUGGCAAUGUGGGCAAUGCCUUUAAAAUUGAAGAGUUAACGGGCAAGAUCACCGUCAACUCGAGAUUGGAUUAUGAAAACAUCACCGAAUACAUGCUGCAGAUCAGGGCAUUCGAUGGCAUCUAUGAUGAUUACACCACGGUAAUUGUAAAACUGGAAGAUGUCAAUGACAAUCCGCCCAUGUUCAAGGAAAACUAUUCAAUAACCAUACGCGAAGAGCAGACCUUUGAUCAUUGCAUUUUGAACAUUGAGGCCUAUGAUCCGGACAUCAAGGAUCGCAAUGCAGAUCAGCAUAUCAAAUAUUUUGUGGUAAAAGAUGAGCACAAGAAAAUGUUGAGCAUUGAUGACAAUGGUUGUUUGAAGCUGAUACAGCCAUUGGAUCGCGAUUUGCCUAAUGGUCACAAGUCAUGGCAGGUGCUCAUAGCGGCCGUGGAUGAAGAUGGUGCGGGUUUGAAGCUAAUUACUCCCGUCACAAUCAAUCUGCAAGACAUCAACGACAAUGCUCCCUUCUUGGUCAAUAAAAUGCCCGUCAUUUGGCAAGAGAAUCGCAAUCCCGGACAAGUCGUCCAGCUGCAGGCCAAUGAUUAUGAUGAACCUCAAAAUGGACCACCCUUUACCUUUGGCAUUGAUUCCGAAGCCUCAAUGGACAUUAAGAAUAAAUUUAGUAUUGACAACGACUACCUCUUUGCCAAUGUCCAGUUUGAUCGUGAACAGCAAAAGGAAUAUUUCAUACCGAUACGCAUCAGUGAUUCGGGCCAGCCCAAAAUGAGUCAAGUAAGCAUUUUGCAUUUGAUUAUUGGUGAUGUCAACGACAAUGCCAUGUCGGAGGGUUCGUCCCGCAUCACCUUCUACAAUUACAAGGGUGAAGCUCCGGACACCGAGAUUGGUCGGGUAUUUGUUGACGACUUGGAUGACUGGGAUUUGGAUGACAAACAAUUCCAAUGGGCCCAGGGUAUACCCCAUGAUUAUUUCCGUUUGAAUCCCAGUUCUGGCAUGAUAACCUAUUUGGAGGGCACGCCAGGUGGUACUUAUGAACUGCAGUUUGUGGUCACGGAAGAAUCGACAUUUAUACCACGCCACUCGGUGGAUGCCGAUGUGACGGUGGUGGUGCGCGAAUUGCCCGAAGAGGCUGUGGACAAAAGCGGUAGCAUACGUUUCUUUAAUGUAACCAAAGAAGAUUUCAUUAGUGUACCUCGCGAUGCCCAGGGAGAUAGUGCUCUGUCGCUCAAAGAUCGCCUACAGUUCUAUUUGGCCCGUUUGUUCAAUACCUCGGUGGAAAAUGUUGACGUAUUCACGGUAUUGCAAAAUGCCAACAACACCUUGGAUGUCCGUUUCUCGGCCCAUGGCUCACCGUAUUACGCCCCGGAGAAACUCAAUGGUAUUGUGGCCCAACAUCAAAUGGAAUUGGAAAAUGAAUUGGACUUGCAAAUUCUGAUGGUCAACAUUGACGAGUGUCUCAUUGAGAAGUACAAAUGUGAAAGUUCCUGUACCAAUACGCUGCACAAGUCAUCUGUGCCGUAUAUGAUCUACUCGAAUACUACCUCGUUUGUGGGUGUGAAUGCCUUCAUUGAGGCCCAGUGUGUUUGUGAGGUCAAGGGCCGGCAGUAUUGUCUGAAUGGUGGCACACCCAAGAUUGGUGAGGAUGAUGCCUGCGACUGUAUAGACGGAUUUACGGGACCCCAUUGUGAGUUGGUUUCGGUGGGUUUCUAUGGCAAUGGUUAUGCCUUCUAUGAACCCAUAUCGGCCUGUGAUAAUACCCGCAUUAGCUUGGAGAUUGCACCUCAAACCGAUCAUGGUUUGAUUAUGUACUUGGGACCCAUCAAUUACAAUCCCCUGUUGCCGUUGUCGGACUUUCUGGCUUUGGAAUUGGUCAAGGGUUAUCCGGUGUUGACGGUGGAUUAUGGUUCGGGCGCCGUGCGCAUUGAUCAUCGCCAUAUACAACUGCAGGCAGGCAAAUCAUAUCAACUGGACAUUGUGCUGCAGAGGUCAAGCAUUGAAAUGACGGUGGACAAUUGCCGUUUAUCGACCUGCAUGAGUUUGGGUGCACCGCAGGGUCCCAAUGAGUUUUUGAAUGUUAAUUCUCCGCUGCAAUUGGGUGGCACUCCUGUGGAUUUGGUGAAUUUGGGCCAUCAGCUGAACUGGACCUAUAUUCCGGGUCAGCAGGGAUUCUUUGGUUGCAUUAAAAAUCUGACCAUCAAUGAGCAUACCUACAAUCUGGGAACACCAGCUGUGUUCCGAAAUGUGGAUUCCGGAUGUCAGAGAGCGGUGGCCGUGGCCGUUACCUUGGGUAUAAAUCGCAAUUUCCUGAUUGCCAUAAUAUCGUGCAUAGUUCUACUGCUUAUAAUUCUGCUGGCUGUGGUGGUGCAGAAGAAACAGAAGAAUGGCUGGCAUGAAAAGGACAUUGAUGACAUACGCGAAACCAUCAUCAAUUACGAGGAUGAAGGUGGCGGCGAACGUGAUACCGAUUAUGAUUUGAAUGUUUUGCGUACCACGCAACCGUAUUAUGGCGAAACGCUCUACAAAGAUCCGCAUAGUUUACAUGCCAUGCCAACCAGCCAACCGCAGGAGAUACCGGACAUUGGUGGUUUCCUGGGCGAUAAAAAGGAGAAUUGUGAUCGUGAAAUACUCUCCUUCCCCGUGGACGAUGUACGACACUAUGCCUAUGAGGGUGAUGGCAAUUCGGAUGGUUCACUCUCCUCGCUGGCCUCCUGUACAGAUGAUGGUGAUCUCAAUUUUGAUUAUCUGUCCAACUUUGGGCCGCGUUUCCGUAAAUUGGCUGAUAUGUAUGGUGAAGAGCCAUCCGAUACAGAUUCAAAUGUUGAUGACGAUCAGGGUUGGCGCAUCUGAGCGCAAUUGACGAGAAGAGGAAGACACCAAGAUACGAAAACGAAACAUGAGUAACGAAAGAAUGAAAGAAAAAAAGACAAAGAUACACACGCAGACACAUAGCUUGCAAUAUAUGUUUCCCCCUCCACAUAGAACAAAACGAACGAAAUGAAAUGACAAGAAAAAUAGAAGAACAGAAACAAUAGACAAAACACAAAAUGUAAUUAAGGAAUUGAUUGAUCUUCCAAACGAAACAAAGCAAGAUGAGUAAUUUAUGAUGUACAGACAUAUCUUAGAAGACAAAUGUGUAAUUUAAAAUAUCGACAGUAGGAAAGAAAGAAAAAUAGAAAACGAAAACAAAAAGACUUGAUAACGAGUGGGAGCUUUGCUCCCAAACUCAAAUGUAUUGCUGUACUCUAAAAAAAAACGAAACAGAAACUAUUGAACACAGUAUGUCUUUCUUCUGCAAAAGAAACAAUGUAUAAACAAUUUAUUUUUUUUUUUGGUUUAAUUUUUAUUUAAUUUUUUUUUUCAAUAUUUAUAAGAGUAAAUAGAAAUUAUUUUUUUUUUGUUUUUUUUUUAUGAACUACACAGAAAAGUGAUUUUUUAUAAUUUAAAAGAAAAACACGUUUAUUAAUGAAAUAAAUUUAGGUGAUUUAUUUUUAUAAGAAGCCCCUAAAAGUAAAAUAAAGAAAAGAAAACUAAAGUAAAUUACAAUAAGUUAACCCAAACAAAAGGCAUUAAUAAAUUAAUUAAUUAUUGUUAACUAUAUUUUUUGAUAAAAUGUGGAUUCAAUGAUAGACAUGGAAGAAAAUAUAUUUUUUAUUUUUUACAAACCAUAGCAUUUAUAAUUACAAAUAUAAAAAAAUGAGAAAAUUCCAUUUAAUUAGUUAAACAAUAUAUAAAGACAGCGUUUGAUGUGCUACCUAUUCUCAAGUUUCAUUUCUGUUGAUAAUUUCCGAUUCAAUUCCAUCCUCCCAAAACAAGAAAAUGUCCAUGAAUUUCAAGUUUCCUUCACUACUCUCUUACCUUUUAAAUUUCCACAAAUGUCAAGCGAAUAUUAAAUUUACUUUAGUUUAUAUUUAACAAUAAAUAUAUAUUUAAUCUAAAAAAAAA